AUGUCCAAGGUAACGGCGCCCGGGCCCGGGCCGCCGGCGGCGGCAGCGAGCGGGAAGGAGAAGCGCUCCUUCAGCAAGCGGCUGUUCCGGAGCGGCCGCGCGGGCGGCGGCGGCGGCGCUGGGGGCCCCGGGCCGGCCGCGCCCUCCUCGCCCUCGUCGGCGCGCUCGGUGGGUAGCUUCAUGAGCCGCGUCCUCAAGACGCUGUCCACGCUCUCGCACCUUAGCUCCGAGGGCGCCGCCCCGGACCGCGGCGGCCUCCGCAGCUGCUUCCCGCCCGGGCCCACGGCCGCGCCCACGCCGCCGCCGUGCCCGCCGCCGCCCGCCUCGCCCGCGCCGCCCGCCUGCGCCGCGGAGCCGGUGCCCGGGGUGGCGGGGCUCCGGAACCACGGCAACACGUGCUUCAUGAACGCCACGCUUCAGUGCCUCAGCAACACCGAGCUCUUCGCCGAGUACCUGGCGCUCGGCCAGUACCGGGCGGGGCGGCCCGAGCCCUCGCCUGACCCCGAGCAGCCCGCCGGGCGCGGCGCGCAGGGCCAGGGUGAGGUCACCGAGCAGCUGGCGCACCUGGUGCGGGCCCUCUGGACCCUGGAGUACACCCCGCAGCACAGCCGCGACUUCAAGAGUAUUGUGUCAAAGAAUGCACUGCAAUAUCGGGGAAAUUCCCAGCAUGACGCCCAGGAGUUUCUGCUGUGGCUUUUGGACCGAGUUCAUGAAGACCUCAAUCAUGCUGUGAAGCAGAGUGGCCAGCCUCCUCUGAAGCCACCAUCAGAGACGGAUAUGAUGCCUGAGGGACCAUCUUUUCCUGUCUGCAGCACUUUCGUACAAGAACUUUUUCAAGCCCAGUACAGAUCUUCUUUGACUUGUCCUCAUUGCCAGAAGCAGAGCAACACUUUUGAUCCUUUCCUCUGCAUUUCUUUGCCAAUUCCACUACCCCACACAAGGCCUCUAUAUGUCACUGUAGUGUAUCAAGGGAAAUGUUCUCACUGCAUGCGGAUUGGUGUGGCCGUGCCUCUGUCUGGGACUGUCGCCAGACUUCGGGAAGCAGUGUCUAUGGAAACAAAGAUCCCCACUGAUCAGAUUGUGUUAACAGAAAUGUACUAUGAUGGGUUCCAUCGUUCCUUUUGUGACACAGACGACCUGGAAACAGUCCAUGAAAGCGACUGCAUUUUUGCCUUUGAGACUCCAGAAAUAUUUAGGCCUGAAGGAAUUCUCAGUCAAAGAGGAAUCCACUUAAACAACAACCUAAACCACUUGAAAUUUGGCUUGGAUCAUUAUAGACUGUCUUCUUCUACACAAGCAGCAGCAAAGCAGGGGAGAGCGGACUUAACCCCCGCGAGAGCAGGAAGCGACAAGAUUGUUCUGUUAGUGUGUAACCGAGCCUGCACUGGGCAGCAAGGGAAAAGAUUUGGACUACCUUUUGUGCUGCACUUAGAGAAGACAAUAGCAUGGGACCUUCUGCAGAGGGAAAUCUUGGAGAAGAUGAAGUAUUUCUUGAGGCCCACAGUUGGCAUUCAGGUGUGUCCGUUCAGUUUGCGAGUGGUCAGUGUUGUGGGAAUAACAUACUUGCUGCCCCAGGAGGAGCAGCCCCUGUGCCACCCAACAGUAGAAAGGGCACUAAAAUCUUGUGGACCAGGUGGCACUGCUCAUGUGAAAUUAGUGGUAGAAUGGGACAAAGAGACAAAAGAUUUCUUGUUUGUAAAUACCGAAGAUGAGUAUAUCCCUGAUGCAGAAAGUGUCCGGCUGCAAAGGGAGCGUCACUAUCAGCCUCAAACUUGCACUUUAUCCCAGUGUUUCCAACUCUACACCAAAGAGGAGCGGCUUGCCCCAGAUGACGCCUGGCGUUGCCCGCACUGUAAGCAGCUGCAGCAGGGGAGCAUUACGUUAAGCCUCUGGACGCUGCCUGAUGUGCUUAUUAUACAUCUAAAGAGAUUUCGACAGGAAGGAGACAAGCGUAUGAAACUUCAGAACAUGGUGAAGUUCCCUCUGACUGGUCUGGACAUGACACCUCACGUGGUUAAGAGAAGCCAGAGCAGCUGGAGUUUGCCAUCCCAUUGGUCUCCAUGGAGACGGCCCUACGGACUCGGGCGGGACCCUGAGGACUACAUCUAUGACCUGUAUGCUGUGUGCAAUCAUCACGGCACCAUGCAAGGGGGGCACUACACAGCAUACUGCAAGAACUCCGUGGACGGCCUCUGGUACUGCUUCGACGACAGUGAGGUGCAGCAGCUGUCGGAAGACGAGGUCUGCACGCAGACGGCGUACAUCCUCUUCUACCAGAGGCGGACAGCUAUACCGUCAUGGUCGGCCAACAGCUCGGUGGCAGGCUCCACAAGUUCCUCCUUGUGUGAACACUGGGUGAGCCGUCUCCCGGGGAGCAAGCAGGCCAGCGUGACCUCUGCAGCUUCCUCCAGACGCACCUCCCUAGCCUCGCUGUCUGAGUCUGUGGAGAUGACUGGGGAGAGGAGUGAAGAUGAUGGAGGUUUCUCAACUCGACCAUUCGUGAGAAGCGUCCAGCGCCAGAGCUUGUCAUCCAGAUCUUCUGUCACCAGCCCCUUGGCCGUCAAUGAAAAUUGCAUCAGACCUUCCUGGUCCCUGUCUGCUAAGCUGCAGAUGCGCUCCAGUUCCCCUUCCCGCUUCUCAGGGGACUCUCCGAUUCACACCUCCGCCUCCACCUUGGAGAAGAUCGGGGAAGCAGUGGACGACAAGGUUUCCAUCUCUUGCUUUGGUAGCUUGAGGAACCUGUCCAGCAGUUACCAGGACUCAAGCGGUAGUCGCAGUCGACGGGAGCACAAGGCUGUGGGUCGGGCCCCUCUGGCUGUCAUGGAAGGUGUGCUCAGAGACGAGCCAGACACCCGCAAGUUGAACUCCAGUGCUGAGGACACACAGAGCAAAAGCUCAGCACAGGGGGAUCCCUUGCCCCCCAUAGUGGGUCCAUUUGAUAACAAUAACCAGAUUGCUUAUGUGGAUCAGAGCGAUUCUGUAGACAGCUCUCCGGUCAAAGAGGUGAAACCUCCAAGCCACCCAGGCUCCCUCUCAAAGAAAUCGGAGAGCACAGCCAGGAGAUCCCCCAACUCCAGAGGCGCUCCUGAGCCAAACAGAAGCUUGCGGAAGGGGAGACCAGUCUUGGCCAGCCAGGAAUCAUCUCUUUCCAGUACAUCCCCUUCUUCUCCUGUUCCUGUAAAAGUUUCUGUAAAGCCGUCCCGCUCCCGAAGCAAAGCCGAUUCUUCUUCCAGGGCCAGUGGACGACAUUCCUCCCCUGCCCCCCAAAAGGAGUCCUCCCCCAAAUCCCAGGACUCCGUGUCAUCUCCUUCGCUCCAGAAGCAGAAGUCAGCUUCUUCCCUCGCUGACAAUGCUUCCUCCACAUCCGCCAAAAAAGCCUCAGGCCCUACCCCGAGGGGCCCCUUCCCUCCUGGGAAGAGCAGGACUUCAGACAGGAGCUUAAGCAGAGAGGGCUCCAGACAAAGCCUGGUUUCCGACAGAGCCAGCGUCACCUCCAGCCCCAAACCCAGUUCCCCUCGCGUGAGCCAGGCCAGAGCCGGGGAUGGCAGGGGGGAUGGAAAGCAAGUCCGCAGCUCCUCCAUGGCCAGCCUGCGCUCCCCCAGCAUGAACAUGAAGGCCGGUCUGAAGAGGGACAGCAAGUCGGAGGACAAGGGGCUGUCCUUCUUCAAGUCAGCCUUGAGACAGAAGGAAACCCGGCGGUCAACGGACCUUGGCAAGACACCCUUGCUGUCCAAGAAGGUGGGCGGGAGCUCAGUCAAGUCCGUCUCUAAGAGUGCAGUGGAUGACAAGGCAGAGAAAGGCUCCCAGGCACUAGGCUCCCAGCAGCCAAAUGUGAAUGCAGUUGGAAAAGAGCAGCUUGCCUCCAAGGACCCUGCUUCUGCUAAACAUUCCCUGCUGUCCGCUCGCAAAUCCAAGUCUUCCCAGCUAGAUUCUGGAGCGCCCUCAUCUCCUGGUUGCAGGCAGUCUGCUGAGAAAUCCUCAAAAAAGUUACCUUCUAGCAUGCAAACCAAUGCACGGCCUUCUCAAAAACCUCAGUGAUAUUUCUGCAAUCCAAGUGUUUUAUCUGUAAAGAUGUUAAUUUAUUUAGAACCCAUUCCCUCCCACCAAAGCCCUCUAUGCUUUUGUUUUGUAUUUUCUGGGUCACGUGCCUGACGUACGUGUGUGUGUGAGUGUGUGUGUGUGUGUGUGUGUGUGUGUGUGUAGAAUUAAAUUGCAAAUUGUUAAAAGCAUCGCCUUAUUCUGCCAUUGAACCAAAUAACAGCCAUAGGCAAAGCAUUGAUACCAAGUUAACUGGAAUAAUCGCAGACGAUACCCUGGACGGUCCCUUUAGCAAUUGUACAUAUUUCUUUCUAGAGAACUCUAAUGACUUUCGUUGGACACUAGGGACUUGAAACCUGUGAACCAGUUAAGCUGUCAUUAGUGUGCUCUGUAGAAGGAUGAAUUAUUUGACUUGUGUUUCAUCUGAGCGGAAUUUGUCCUCACUGCGUGCGGAUUGUCGUGUGGCACCAGAAGCUCUAAAAACUGUGACACUAACAGUGAAACAAACCGAGGGAAGACUGUCGCUUUCUGCACUUUGGCCCCAUCUACCAGUCUUUGUAAAGGGCAAUAUUUUAACACUAAUGUUUCUCAGGUAUAUACUCAGCUAGUCUAGGAUGGGUGCACAUCAGUGAAAGGAUCAAAGAAGAAGGUGGCCUGUGGGUGGCUGUCAUUUCUCCUACUGCCACAGAUAGAAGUUUUUAGAGGUAGAAAUGAAGUCCUGCACCACCUUCAUAUCUGCAAAGAUGUCUGUACCAUAAGCUGUCUUGACCCUUGGGAUAUGUCCUAAGAGGUGGCAAACUGGAUAGCUGGAAAGCCAGUCACUAGUAGGUAAAUUUAUUUUUUCCUUGUAAAUUUGCUAGCUAAGGUCAUUGGGAUUUUGAAAUAUAGUAGAGCAGUUAAUACCUUUGAAAGAUUCCUGGAAAAAAAAAAUGGAUUCUAAACUGGAUGCAUAAAUCUGCCAUUUUCCUUCUCUGGUGUUGCUUUUUUCCGUGUUAGAAGUUGAAUGCUCCAUGCUGCACCGUGUGUGCAUGCCUUUGUUUCCUCAUCUUGUAAUUUGGAGAGGAAAGAAGUUGCCUAAUGCCAGCAGUUAGUGAUGGUAUGUUAGAACGAUGUGUGACAAAGUGUUACAUGCACACUUCCGGUCCUGCCUGUCAGUCUUAGUUGUGACUGUUUUUCAGGAACUCAUUUAUUUCUUCUUUGUGCUGAAGAUUUAAUCUCUUACCCAGAAACUCACAAGCAGGAUGGAGCAUGUUCCAUCUGGCAUUGUCAGUGCAAGUUGUAUUUCUUGUUUAGAAAAAAAGGGAACCUCGCAGAAAUCCAAAGAUAAGCAAGAUUUUAUAUAUAUA
This is a messenger RNA of Physeter macrocephalus (sperm whale), 5384 nucleotides long. It is a transcript of the gene USP31, whose product is annotated as ubiquitin specific peptidase 31. The record is from RefSeq and is a predicted model, not a curated record. Bases 1 to 4038 code for a protein of 1345 amino acids. Gene Ontology annotation, molecular function: cysteine-type deubiquitinase activity. NCBI's taxonomy places the organism in Eukaryota, Metazoa, Chordata, Mammalia, Artiodactyla, Physeteridae. Gene Ontology annotation, biological process: protein deubiquitination. The transcript is spliced from 16 exons.